Molecule: messenger RNA, 2045 nt
Organism: Ochlerotatus camptorhynchus
Lineage: Eukaryota; Metazoa; Arthropoda; Insecta; Diptera; Culicidae
Product: alpha-taxilin
Exons: 6
Coding region: 172-1809 (545 amino acids)
Molecular function (GO): syntaxin binding
Source: RefSeq, a predicted model, not a curated record
CUUUCUUCGUGCGCAUUUUUCCUUUCGGUUGUGCGGUAGUAGUGAAUAAAAAAGUGCAAUUUAGUAGCCGGAAAAGUUGUAAAAAAUUACUUAAAAGUGUUGGAAACUGUGCGGAAAACUCAUUUGUGAUUGUGUGAAAUUGAAUAUUUUUGGUAUCGGACUAGCAGCAAGAUGGAAGCAACCAAUAAUGGAGAACGGCAUCCGGCCGAGUUGAAGAAGCAGAUGCGGGAGGAUAAACAGCGAGAGGCCAAGAUUCAGGACCAGUUGAAUAAACAGCUGAAUGGCUUAUCGUUGGAGGAAAAGUUUAAUCUGGUUCACAAGCGGCUGGUGGAGGCAGAGAAGGAGAACAAACGUCUGGUGCAGCUUCAUAAGCAGUAUGAGCGCAGUAUGGAGGCGAGCAAGAAGGAACGCGAAAACAUGAUUCUUGAGCACAGCAAGGUGGCCAACACCAAAAGCAAACUGGAACAGCUCUGCCGGGAGCUGCAGAAGCAAAACCGGAUGAUCAAGGACGAAAGCUUUGCCAAAAUUAAGGAAGAAGAGGAAAAGCGUAAGGAAACGCAGGCAAAGUUUCAGAAGUCGCUGAACGAAAUUCAGGCCGUUAUGAACGAGAACAACGAAAAGAACCAACAAUUGAAGGACGACAAUACGGAGAUGGCCAAGAAGUUCAAAUUUAUCCUAGAGCAGUACGAGCUGAGGGACCAACAGAUGGACAAGAUGAACAAACAGAUGGAUCUAGUGACACAACUUAACGAAGCCAAGCUAGCCAAGGCGAAUAUGGAAACAGCUGCAGAGAAGGAGAAAUUCCUAGCAGAAAAGGAAAUCAUCAUCACCGAACUGACCAAGGUGAGAAAACAACUGAAGGAUUUGCAAAUGGUGGAAGUCCAUCUGCGCGAACAAGUCAACAUGUACUCGGAUAAGUACGGUGAAUUCCAGGAUUCACUCAAAAAGAGUCAAAACAUUUUCGUGGGAUACAAAGGCGACAUGGAAAAGAUGUCCAAAAAGAUCAGAGCCUUGGAAAAGGAAACUACCAUCUGGAAGACCAAGUGGGAAAGGAGCAACGCUGGCCUAAUAGAUCUCAUGUCCGAGAAGCAGGUCCGCGAUGAGCACAUCAUGAAAACAGCUCGCCAGCUGUUCCAGCUGCAAAAACUCUGCCGAACUCUGCAAAACGAGCGAUCGGCUUAUUUCAAAGCCUUGGAGGAAAACAAAGUUGAAAUUCCCACAAUUGUUGAAGUUCCUUGCCAAAUGCCCGAACCGGAAACAUUCCUCCCCGUUCCGAUGAAGAAGGAAGAAGACCGCUUAGAAAUUAUGACUAAGAGUUGUUCGGCGCUCAAAGAAAACCUGGCCGCUUUGCAGGGACAGUUGAUUGCGAUUCAGGAUGCCGAAGCGAACGCAGAGGUCACUACUGGCGAAACCUCGACUGCUGCCGCUGCUACCACCAGCAAUGGACAGACACAACAGCAAGGCAAAAAGGGCAAGAAGGACAAAAAGGGAAAGGGUGGACAAACAACUGCAAAGGUUCCGGAGCCAGAAGCCAAACCGGAGGCCAAGGUAGUUGAGAGCAGCAGUUCCGAGAACAAAGUGGUCGUUCCAACCGUUGAAGCCACGACACCGGUUGCAUUGGAAGAGGAAACGAAGACUGUGGCAACUGCUGACGCGGUUGUUCCAGUAGAAGAAAUCAAACUGGUAAUUGUGGAGGAGGAGAAACCCCCCGUCGUCGUCGUCGAUGCCGUUGAAUCGUCAGAGUUGAAAGAGCAAGAACAGCCUAUGGAAGAAGUACAACAAACGGAAACAGUUACCACCGCUACGUAGACAAUCGUCCUGGAAACAGGUAGACGUUUAUAAUACCUUCAUGUGUUUCGAAUAAUUUAAAUUGUGUUUCGUUAGUCUCGUUACUAAAUUUGUAUCAUAUCAAUGAGACACAUUUUUUCAGUACUUCGCUCUCAUGUAACUUUUACGUUGAUAUAACAAUCAAAGACCUGUCUGGUUUCCAAAUAUUUAUUUAUUAGUGUCCCUGACGCAUACAAUAAAGAUACAAUAAUGAAAAA